This is a messenger RNA of Papilio polytes (common Mormon), 996 nucleotides long. It is a transcript of the gene Prdm13, whose product is annotated as zinc finger protein 846. The transcript has 3 exons. Gene Ontology annotation, cellular component: nucleus. NCBI's taxonomy places the organism in Eukaryota, Metazoa, Arthropoda, Insecta, Lepidoptera, Papilionidae. The record is from RefSeq and is a predicted model, not a curated record. Bases 1 to 996 code for a protein of 331 amino acids.
AUGAGAACGCUGGCUCGCCGAGGACUGUCGUCCGGAGCGUGUUCUGCUGCCUUCGGGACGAGGGAGCUGAGAUCGGCGCUGCAACAUGCCCUCUUAACACCACACAACGUGUACAUGGAUUUAGACGUGAACGGUCGCCUAUGCGCGCGAGGAGGGCCCGCGGGCGCGGCAGUGUGUGCGAGCCUAGCUCCAGCCUCUCCCGCGGCCACGCUGCUCCUCUGUGCCUCUUCGGCCUCUUUCCCACAGCAACUGGGCUCCCAACUGGAUGUAACGGAUGCCAGCUGCCUCCGACUGCGCCUACAAGCGGAAGCCGCGCCCCUACAAGAAUUGCAGAUAUGGUUUGACGAUGCAACGCUCGCUCUACUCGAUAUGCCCUUUUUAUCAUUGAAGAAUAUUCAAGGCAAGAAAAAUUACGUCUGCCACGAUUGCGGCGUAGAGUUUGAGCAGCCGAAUCCGUUGAAGGUUCACCUGUUCUUAAAAUGCGGGGACUACUCACUGGCAGCAUUCUGGCAGACCUGCCUCGAACGUCUGGAACAAUCUACAUCCCAACGAAGCUCUGCCUUCCGACCUUAUAACAUUUCUUCGAUACAACAUUCUGGUAGUCCUAUACCACACUGGCCGCUUUUACCCCUACCAGCAGACGAUGCGGCGAGCGCAGCCGUGGAGGCCCUAGCAGCCGCGUGGGGCAAGUCGCGGGGCGGUCACACUUGCCUCUACUGCGGCAAACUCUACUCACGUAAAUACGGCCUCAAAAUACACAUCCGAACUCACACGGGCUAUAAACCGCUCCGCUGCCGACAUUGCUUGCGUGCCUUCGGUGACCCAUCUAAUCUCAACAAGCACGUUCGCCUACACGCGGCCCGGGCUCCGCACGCGUCUGAGGAUUCCGCCCCGCACGCGUGCCCGCGCUGCGGCAAGCCCCUCGCCCGCCGCAGAGAUUUGGAGCGACACAUGCGGGCGAGGCACUCACAUUCACCUCACACGAGCACAGCCUAA